GAAGGUUUGCUCGCGUUGUGGAGAGCCGUUGGAGCGGAGAUAAAUCGCCAUGGAAACCAAAGUAGACGCAGGGAACGGGAGCGCUGUUUGAAUACGGGGGAGCUGGUUGCUGUACGCGGGGAAUUAUUAACAGAGGAACGGAGGUGUUUUGUGUUUGGAAAGGAAAAAAAUCUGGUGGAAUGGCACGUAUCCCAUACCAAUGUUAUUACUUUAUCCCAUCUUUGCAGGCUGUACAUUAUUGUAGGCAGGCUGCCCACACACAACAUGCAUGUUGCUGUGAUGGCAACCGGGGCCUGUAUUGGUAACAGUGGAUGUCAUGAACGGGCCGUCUGAGAGAAUAGGUCAGAUAUGCCCUUGAAGUGUAAUGGAGGAUUGUGGUACCGAGGGAAUUUGUGAUUGGCAGAGCCACGUCUGUCGGGAGUGUUUUCGCUGUACAUGUUUGUCUGGGAGGGAUUGGGUGUACAGUAGAUUGCCAGCUCGGAUGUCAAGACGGAGCUGUGAAGAGCCUGGCAAGGAUGUCGACCGGACACCCGAAGAAACCACCUGGCGUCAAGAAGAGGCAGGCAUUGCGUGUACCUACCAUUACUCUGGCCACGCCCAGCCUGCUCGCACCGGCUAGUACAAAUUCUAACUUGUCUCGGACAAAGGGUAUGGCGGUGUCCAUUGGCACUUUUCCAAAUCAGCUUGCACCUCUUCAUCAUGCUACGGCCCCGUCUCCGUAUCCUUCGCUUGACGGUGUCUUUACGCCCAGGGUGUCUCAAACCAAGCAAGACGUGAGGGACAUCGGCUUGCAGUUUAAGAAGGGUUAUUUUGUUCCUGCCAGCUACCGGCGCACAUUGGUGGAGAAAGCCACGAGUGAGGACUGGGUUCCAUUUUGUGUAACUCUUCUAAGCAUUGAUGGACUUGGUCCGAUGUUCUCAGAAAAGGAAGAAGACAUCAAAGUGGAGUACGAAGUGAGGUUACACCUCUACGAUGUGACGUACAAGAUGUUUUUUGGCCGUUCCUGGGUGGGGCCGCGACAGAGCACCAAAAGAGGGCCAGCCAACACCUCAAGACUUUCAUAUAACGUGCCUGUAUAUUUCCACACAUCACUAGCAGAUCAAAACAUAGUCCUAGUGGUGGAAGUUGUACGGGUGACCACCUCGAGGGGCGGUGAGGUGCAGCUCAUGGCAUGCGGUUGGGGCAUCUUGAGGCUCUUCCAUCAAGGAGACUUCAGCGAUACGUCUCACAGCACGCCAGCGCCGGUCAAGAGGCUAGAUCUACUUCAUGGCUCCCCUAGAGCUCUGUUCUUCGUGGGGGACGAUAUUGAAGGAAAUAAAAAACUCACAGUGAUAUCCGACUGUCAGGUUUGCUACACGAUACGCACGCACCGUUACAUGGAUAAGAUCAUGCAUCUUGUUCCAGAGAACGUCUUACUCUCUGGCCACGAGAGAGUGCCUGGCGUUGCCGUGGUAGAUCCCAAAGAAGGCGGAGACAGCUUACGGAGACCAAGGCCACUGAAGCGAGUCUCCGCAUCCAUUAACAACAUAUCGAUUGUCGUGUAUCCAACUUUUGACGAAUUUGAAGAGGAACUGUGCCAACAGCUGAACUCUGACCGCCUCGCCAUGGAGCAAGUCCAGUCCGACAAAUGUAACGUCGUUGUCUUGGAGCGAAGGUUGCAGAUCGGCGUUCACAAUGGGUGGGGUUAUGUCGGAAAGCCACAGGUUAUUUUACUAGACACGGCCGACUCUCUCACUAGAGGUCACAGCAGGGGAAGCAUGAAACGGUCGAAAGGAAGACCGCUGUCCACAUCAGGGUCAAGUGAAAGUCUUGGAUCGGCUCUGCUGGUCAAAAACAGGAUCACCUUGUCUCAGCUUGUGGAGGACCCGGCUGUCGUGAUCGUCUUUCUCCUGGAGUACAUCGUAUCGUUACCCGCGUCCACGCAAGACAGAAAGUCCGCUAUGAGCAUCAACCGGGCACAAACGCAAACCAUCGCGCUCCGCUGGGCAGCCUGGACGCCAACGUUCAAGGAGAGCACGUGCGAAGUGGCGGCACAGCUGCAAGGGGGUGCCCUGCCGAACCCGGACAACAUCAUGGUCUACCGGAAUCACAGCGCGGCUCUGAGCGACAGGGAGAUGUCCAGGCUGGCAGCUGGGAAGAUACAGUUCAUCUUCAAUGUCAAGAAGGAAGGCAGUUCAAGACCUGUGUCUCCACAGUCGACCCAGCCCUCUGAACCGCCCAGGCAUUCCUCAAUGCUGCCAGACAGUCAGGAUGUGGUGUCCGACCAGAAAGGUAACCGUCGAUCCGUUGUGUCCCCCGUCUCACCUUCUUCACUCACAGACCAGGCUUCCCUCCCAGACGAGGCACCACCAGGGCUCGCCAGCAGGCCUCCCUUGCCUCGAGGUUUAAGACUUCCAGAAAGUGGUGCUCCGUCUCAUCAAGUGGGCGUUCAGCCGUUUAUGCAGCAUCCCGGCGAUAGCCAACAUCUCCUCACUCCUCAGUACGCAACCACGGUCCACUCUUCGCCUCAUUCAUUUCCCAUGGAGAUCAAGCAUUUGGAGGUCGGUGUACCGGGUGGGACUACUGUUCCCGGGGACUUGGAAGAGCUACCAUUUACCCCUGUUCACGCACCCAUCAUGCCUGUCGGACCAUACGUCACAAGCGCUCGGGGGUUGAGUCGAGCCUCCUUCGCCCACCUGAGCCAGGCCGGAUUUCCCGAGCUCCGAGACAGAAACGGGGAGGUGGCAGAGGUGGUCGACCCGUCGGACCAGGUCACCCUGAAUCUGCAGAAGGAGAGUUCGGAUGUGCUGCAGUGCAACGAAAUUGUCGUCCAACUUCUUGCCUUCUCCAGAGUGCUCCAGUUCCAACAGUCUGCCGUGCCGACCUCACCCAGGACAGUGUUCUUCACAUUCCAGUUCUACAGGUAUCCACCUGUUACAACCGAGAGGCUGCUACUGGGGAACGUAGAGGGGAGCUUGACGUCCGACUCCCAGAGUCUACCCUGCGUGCUGAGGAAGAUGGAGCAUGACGAAGCCAAAUCUCAGGAAAUACCCGGCUGGAUGGUUCGCUAUAACGUCGACCCGGGCUUCUUAAAGCCCGGCGAGAGCCAACUGUUUGUCAAGUACCUGCACCAGCAGACGCUGCAUCUUGACGUCUGGGACGGCGAUUCGCUACUCCUGAUUGGCUCCUGCGCAGUCGAGCUGAAGCAUCUUCUACGUAGCGGACGAGAAUCUGUCCAGGUGUCUCACGAGCUAGAUGUCAUUACAACAGAGUACGGUGAGGACACCCACGCCAUGACCGGAGACUUGGCGAGGAGUGGCAGUGUGCGACCAGUCGGCGUGAAGGCUAUCUUAAAGGGACACCUCCACCUCAGGCUGGCCAACAUCGGCCACUCAGUGGACCGGAACGUCGUCAAGGCCGCGACGAUGCACCCGCGUGACGCCAAGGUCGUGGUGCAGGAAGACAACAGUGGGGCCUUCCUGGGAGGGAGCGUCAAUCUGGGAGCUAGACCAAGUGGUCUGGGAUUGGCCAAUCUGAAGCAGAAGCGCAGCUACAUCGCCUCGCACAUGGCGGAGACCGACCGGGAGCUGGCCUCGGCCUUGCUGUCAUCUCGCGCCGGGCAACCUGAGAGUGCAUCCCAGGCGGCGACCCGGGAGGGUGACUACAAGAAGCAGAGGAAGCUUGCCCGAAUGGAGGCCAUCAGGCAAGCUCAGGCCGAAGAUACCCUCCGAAAGGGAGCCAACCAGAGCUUACUGUUAAAGAAGGAGGAAACUCUUCAUCGAACCAGGGAUCUGAAGACUAUUGAGCUGUAUCGGGAUCGAAUCAAGAAAGAUGGCAUUCUCUCCAUGCUUCAGACGGCCAUCACCACCGAGCACACCAUCCACCCGUCGUUUGGUGACGCCGAGUUUUGGGAGUACAUCCUUCGGAAUCCGUAUAACGUGCAGCACACCAUUUCCAUCCAGUGGGACGAUCCCGAACUGAGUAUCAUCACUGAUCCCCGAGAGUGGAGGCAUUUCAAACAGCUCUUUGAGACCUACACGGCCGUGGAGGAGAACAUGUUUAGUGAACUGUCCAAGGAGAGUCCCAACGGCUCCGGACUUCAGUUGUUCCUGAGGCCCAAGGAGACGGUCAACAUUCCUUUCAAGUACCAGAGCUUCAAGGCCAGCCAUUCUGUGCCUCCUCAGGGCCCCCAGAUGGCAUCUGGGCCGUACCUCAAGAUUCAGGCUUUGCCCGAAGAAAAGAAAGUCGACCUCGCCUUGGAGUCCAAGAAAAUCAAGAUCUACUUCAGGACGCAAGACAACAAGCCCAUAGCCAUCCUCUCCCUCAACGUAGAACCCCAACCUCACGUCAUUAAUCAAACCUUCCGAUUUCACCACCCAGAGCAGUCCUUCCUGAAGAAAUCCAUCCGGUUGCCCCCUUUCCAUUCUGUGUCAGGUGUACAGCACGGAGUGGGAGCUCUUGGCCAGCUGUUUGUCAAAUGUAGUGACGGAAAUGUCAUCUGCGAGACCAAAAAAGUUUCAGCUGGCGAGCCACAGGACGUCUUCCUCAAAGUUGCCUGCGGCCUGUCGCCGUCCGUCAAGAAGAUGUUCAUUCUGAUCUAUUCCACGCCCUACUUGUCCAAGCCUCUCCAGACCUGGCAGUUCUACAUACAUUCCCUGCAGCGAGUGGACGUGUCUUGUGUUGAAGGGCAGACCAGCCGGCAAUCGCUCAUACUGAGAGGGACUCGCGCCUCCAGACUGGUACAAUGUUUCUCCUCGCAUCCAAAUGAGAUGCAGAUAAUGCCAUCGGAACCGUUCAUGCUGCUGGCCAAUGCUGUACAUGAGAUCCACGUCGGCGUGCGUCCCAUCUCUGUCGGCAGCAAGUUCAUGUACAUCAAUGUCGUCGAUAAAGAGUAUCACCAGCUGGUACGAUCUUGGCUUGUGUGCGUACAGUGUCGUCAGCCGGUAAUAUCUAAAGCCUUUGAGCUUCAGUUACCGGUGGGCGGCGGAAAAGGUUCCAAUAAGCGAAUCACGUACACGAAUCCCUACCAGCAGAGCAAAGAGUUCAUCAUUCGGUGCAAUAGGGACGAUUUACUGCAAUUCAAAGAGGCAAAAGUUCAGAUCGGAGGCAGCGAGACGUACAGCCUGGGACUACGUUUUACGCCGUGCCAGCAAGCUGGAAGUGCCGAGAUUCUCAUCUUCAUCAACGACGACCGGGACAACAACGAAGAAACCUUCCUCAUCAGGGCGAUCUAUUCGUAGCGGCCUGUCAAAAACCUCUUCCGAGACAUUCAAUCAAUCCCCGAAUGGUGCCCAAACAGGUCGCGUUCGUUUCACUCGUGAAUGUGAGCAACGCUUGAAAAGAUGAAAGACGAACCAGGAGAUAGGCUUGCAGAGCCCCUGGACACUUGCAGACGUAGAGAGGAGACGAGAGAUACAGGCAGUAAACCAGCGGUGGUGCAAAUCCCUGCCAAUGAGUUGGGGGUGGGGAAGGAUGAAAUUCUUGACAUUACCGGGCCGAGGAAAAAUUUUGAAAUGGAAAGGAAGGUAACAUCACAUUUUACUAAAGCAGGAGGUUGUUCAUGGUACAGAUGUUCAUAGCUCACUCUUAUGAAAGUUGUCCAUUGAAAGGUUGAAAGGUCUCUUUUUGUAAUUAAAAUUUCCAUCAGCUGUGUCAAUGCCAUCACGGUAAUGUUAGGUUGCAUUAUCAUUAUGCAAAACGUUUGAUUGUGAAUACCUGUGAUGUGAUUCUAUUUAUGAAUUUAUAUAAUACAACACAUCGUAAUGCAGUCUAAUUUGUAAGUUGUCAAAAAAGACAUUAAAAGAUACAAUAAAAUAAGA
This is a messenger RNA of Acanthaster planci (crown-of-thorns starfish), 5798 nucleotides long. RefSeq names its product nephrocystin-4-like. Gene Ontology annotation, biological process: negative regulation of canonical Wnt signaling pathway; protein localization to ciliary transition zone. Lineage: Eukaryota; Metazoa; Echinodermata; Asteroidea; Valvatida; Acanthasteridae. The record is from RefSeq and is a predicted model, not a curated record. Gene Ontology annotation, cellular component: cytoskeleton; non-motile cilium; ciliary basal body.